Messenger RNA from Penicillium soppii, 1776 nucleotides. Its product is annotated as NDT80/PhoG-like DNA-binding family protein. Gene Ontology annotation, cellular component: nuclear chromosome. The transcript is spliced from 2 exons. The record is from RefSeq and is a predicted model, not a curated record. Gene Ontology annotation, molecular function: DNA-binding transcription factor activity; DNA binding. Gene Ontology annotation, biological process: positive regulation of transcription by RNA polymerase II; meiotic cell cycle. NCBI's taxonomy places the organism in Eukaryota, Fungi, Ascomycota, Eurotiomycetes, Eurotiales, Aspergillaceae. Bases 1 to 1776 code for a protein of 591 amino acids.
AUGGAGGGCUUUGAAUCCAUGGCAAUGCCGCCAUAUAAUCUUGCCAGUCCCUUGUCGCUUGGAAAUUUGCAGGGUACCGACUAUCUCAGUGCAAUUUCUGGCCUGGACAUGCCCGAUCACCGCUCUACCUUCGACACCGAGACCUUUGUUAGUGAUGAGCUCGCUUUUGCUCCCCCAAACCUGUCACAUCAACUGAGCCGCUUCUCUUCGACCUACGACCCUUUCACCGAGAUGGUGGCUCCCUUUGAGCCCGCACCCCAGGAACAGCCCCAGGACUCCUCGAUCGACCACAACAACAAGCUGUUGAGCUUUUCGCUACCGGUAUACCACUAUACGCUCCUCGACUACUCCAUGCGCCGGACUUCCUUGUCAGUGUCGGCGCAGUUGCAUGGAAUGUUCUUUCUGGCCGAGUCGCCCUACACCACGUCUCCCUCGGAGAACGCCCCACCCCAGCAAGGCGCCGAACUCACGUGUUAUCGUCGCAAUUUGUUCCAAAUUACCGGUUCAGUCACGUUACCCCGCGGGAUGCGCUAUAUCAUGACUGAUCAAGGCGAUCGUAUUCCAAUCCUGGCCCAGGAGCUCACCGUAUCAGCUACAGAAUCCGUGGAAGGAAAUUCAGUGAAGAUCAUCUCAGUGCCAUGGAAGACUCCCUCCGCGGCUGCCGCCAACUCUGGCACAGCGCCCGAGGAAAAUAACCCUAGUACCGGUGCCAAGAUUGAGAAGGAGCCUCCCGCAAUCCCCCUGGACAUCAUGGCUGGCCAAGAUUUGGAUUCGGACUACGCGACCUUCCCGAUUGCUUGGAAACGCUUACAGUUCCGUGUCGCAACAGCCAACAACGGCCGCCGGAAGGAGCUCCAGCAACACUUCGUCGUGCGCCUCAAGGUGGUCGCUACUCUAUCCACCGGCGCGAAGAUUCCCAUCUCAGAGGUCCAGUCGGGUCCUGUCAUUGUCCGUGGCCGCAGUCCACGGAACUUCCAGUCUCGCAAGGAUCUCCCUCUCAGCGGUAGUGCUGCUGCUUCGCGAAAGAAUGCCCAGGCCAACUCUGCAAAUUCUUUGAACCGCACCCCAACAAGUGACUCCGUCGCGCGUCGCGCAAGUGUGACCCCUGCGAAAACAAAACCAGCCGCGCAGAGCAGCUCCCCUGAAACAACAUCGGUUCCUCCAUCCAGCCUGAUGCAACAGACUCAAGCGACUCCGGACUGGACUCCAAUCCCCCAAUCAUCUACAUCAAACAAUGUCAUGUCUCAUGCCCAGGUCCUGUUCCCUCAUUCUAGCCCGGAACAGCUCUCUCAAGCAACAGAUUCACAACGACGCGUGAGUUCUACAACCGCCGCUGCACCCAUCAACCUAUCUCUGUUAGACGAGGAAGAGGACCCAGGCGAUCCAAACCUCCAUCUCGACCAAAAGAUGGUCCCCCCCUUCGCUACAGAUCUCCCGCACCAGCGAUCCCUAAGUCUGGACCAGUCCGCUCCCCCUUCCAAAAUGCGCAAACUUUCCCACGCCAUCUCUCAAACACCAUCACGGAGCGUGGCUUCAUCAAUGCCAUUGCUCGAGACAGCCAAUGUGCCCCAGCCGUUCGCUUCGGGUCUUCCCUUUCCUAAUGAAAGCAACGAUCUGCUUUACGAGUACUUCCCUCUCGGUUUGGAUGACUGGCAGGCUCCCGUCGACGCCGUCUACCGGCCCCAUGUGGUGCAUCAUACUAACAUGCCCGAGAUGAAGUUCGUCGCCUCGAGAGGCCGCAGCAAACGAUACUUCGCCGCUGAAGAUGUGUUUUAA